GGCACUUAACAAAUCACAGCAAGGGGGGGUUCGUCAGUCCGAAUCUCAAUGAAACAAAAACUCAACACUGCCAUCCAGGGGCUGUUACACAAACAUCACUAAAUGUCGGUAUUCGGCGGUGAAAUCCUUCUUAGGUGACACUGACACAGCUAGCAGCUGGCUACUCAAGCAGAUGUCGAAAGAACGCAGCACUGCAAAAAUAGCUAGGACACCUUAACGUCAGUUGAAUCUCUCUUGAAACAUCUUCAGAGUGAAAGACACUGUGUUCGCACGUGUUUUACAUUUCAAGAAACUGGACGAUAACUUAAAAUGGCCAUGGAACUCAGUCCACCGAUGUCCCCCACCACCACUUCCUUCAGGAACGAGCCCAGACCUGUAAAAGGCAGGGUAAACAAACUAUUCAGCCAUGUGUCCCAGUCGAUGUCUUUAAAACCAAUCCAUUGUGAUUUGGUGGAGUUACCGACUACACCACGUGUGACUCAAGGGCGGCAGUUCCAUCACACCAUUAGUCUUUUACCUCUACAAAGAAAAGUGGAAAGGAGUGACCGCACACAACAGCUUCAUCUGAAAAAUACAAACAGUCCAUUGUGCACAGCUCUUUUCCCUAGUGGUGAUAGGUCUCCUCAAGGGGUCCCUGACUUUGGAAUCUUCUCCAGCAUUCCCAGUUUUGCUUCAAAGCCUUCAAGUUCUCUUCUCCCAUCCAUGGCACCCACUACAGAUUUCAAGGCUGCUCUGAACUCUCUUCCCAAGUUCACUAGCCCCUACUUCUCAGCCUCAGAGUCCAAAAUUACAUUGCCAAGAAAAUUCCGCAUGAGAGAUGAGCUUGGAGACGUGGCGAAGAAACCUUCACCAAAGAAACGCAAAAUCAAGUUGCAUCUAUCAGCUGUUACUGAACCGGCAUUCAAGAAGCCAGAGCUGACAAAUGUCUGUCUGGAUAUCUCAAGUUGGAGACUGGGAUCAUUACACAGUGUGACCAAGUGCACCGUUUCGGUCACUCAUGAGCAAAUUGAGAUUAACCAGUGUGUGCAUGUGCAGUCAUCGGAGUUGACCAGCUGUGAGUUGUGCCUUGAUCAGAAACUGCCAGUCAUUUUCAUCCAGUCCACCCCUGCUGGUAGUCUGCGACUACGGGUACAGCUGAAUAUGUCUCGGGAAAAAUGGGCAGUGUGGUACGACUGUGGUGCAAGUGCCAGCCCAACAGAGAAAUACAUUGUGCUGAUACUUGAGAACUUGCCCUCGGCACAGCAGCAGAAUGCUCUGGAGAAAAUCCUAUCCGACAUUGGUAGAGCAAAUCAGCUGAAUGAGUUCCCACGCAAAAUCUCUUUAGAUGAAGCCAACAACAGACUAAUGGCACAAGACCAGCAGGUGGCACAGAGUCUUCCAGCCUCACCACAGAGUCCGCAGUUUAAUGUCUUAGACACCGAUGAGGAGGACUUGCUGGAUGCUGGCGGCAACGCACUGACGGUCAUUCCCACAGCUAUCGCUGACUCAGUCCAUAGGCUGUUGGUUUUCCCUCCUCCACCAGCUAAAGGAGGCAUAGCAGUUACAAAUGAGGACCUAUGCUGCCUCAAAGAAGGGGAGUUCCUGAAUGAUGUAAUCAUAGACUUUUACCUGAAGUAUUUGUUGUUGGAAAAGCUGAAGAGUGAAGAUGCAGGGAGAACUCACAUAUUCAGUACUUUCUUUUACAAGCAUCUCACCCAGGGAAGACGGAGGGAUGGGACAAAUGGAAAAGAACCUCUUAAGAAGAGGAGGCACGAUCGAGUCAAGUCAUGGACCAGACAUGUUGACCUCUUUGAAAAAGACUUUCUUUUUGUUCCCAUAAAUACGUCGGCCCACUGGUUCCUGGCCAUUGUCUGCUUUCCUGGACGAUGUCAACCUGAUGCAGAGAGCCAGUCUCCAUCCAACACCCUGGAGGAUGUCCGCCCACAGGGGCCUGCUCAGUCCGACUGGCUGGAAACCAGCUUCUUCUGGAGGACUGGCCAAGACUUAUCCUACUCCCCCAACCCCUUGUCAUUGUUCUACAAGCCCACCAACGCAGCCACAUGGCCAAAUAAGGGGAGCACAGGGCCAGCAGAUGUCUUUUCCUUUGAAGAUGAAGAAGAGCAGGAAAUGAUGAGUGAACUGCUGCAAUACAAGACAAAUGUUCAGAAACCAUGCAGCACUGAUCAACCCUGCAUUCUCAUCAUGGACUCUCUAGGUUGUGGUCGGUCCAGUGUGGUCAACAUCCUGAAAGAGUACUUGGAGGAGGAGUGGAGGGUAAGAAAGGGAAUUCAAUGCAGUUUUGAGGUGAAGGGUUUUAGUCCGUCGGUCCCACAGCAGAACAACUCAAGUGACUGCGGGAUUUACUUGCUACAGUAUGUGGAGAGCUUCUUUGAGAGUCCUCUUCGAAGUUUUGAAGCACCCAUCGACCUGAAUGAUUGGUUUCCGCAGCCCCGUGUGGCGAAGAAGCGAAACGAAAUUAGAAAGCUGAUUCUAAAAAUUCAAAACCAGCAACAAAUGGCAGGAAAAGCUGAAGAUGGGUAACCCUAGCUAGAUGGGUCUGCUGCUCUUUCACUCUCAUACAUACACACACGGACACACUCACUGACACACAUGCUUAGAGGGCUACAUACACACAAUAAGACGGUUUCAGUUUGAAUUAUUUUUUUAAAACCUGUUGUUACUUUUGCAUUUUUGUUUGUGUAUCGUACAGAUUGGUCUGUUUUGUUCCUCUCCUCCUUGUAAUUCGUAAAUACAGCAUGGUUCAAAAUUAUUUACGUAAAAAAUAUUAUUUUGUUCCAUUGGAUUGUAUUGA
This is a messenger RNA of Alosa sapidissima (American shad), 2791 nucleotides long. It is a transcript of the gene senp6b, whose product is annotated as SUMO specific peptidase 6b. Lineage: Eukaryota; Metazoa; Chordata; Actinopteri; Clupeiformes; Clupeidae. Gene Ontology annotation, cellular component: cytoplasm; nucleus. The transcript is spliced from 19 exons. Gene Ontology annotation, molecular function: SUMO-specific endopeptidase activity. Gene Ontology annotation, biological process: regulation of kinetochore assembly; regulation of spindle assembly; protein desumoylation. Bases 310 to 2520 code for a protein of 736 amino acids. The record is from RefSeq and is a predicted model, not a curated record.